Molecule: messenger RNA, 189 nt
Organism: Alternaria arborescens
Lineage: Eukaryota; Fungi; Ascomycota; Dothideomycetes; Pleosporales; Pleosporaceae
Exons: 2
Coding region: 1-189 (62 amino acids)
Source: RefSeq, a predicted model, not a curated record
AUGGGCAUCACUAUGGGUCCCUCGGUGGAUAACGUCUUCGAGCUUGUCAAUUCACGCUCAUCCAUGUCCACACCGACGCAAGAUCGCUCAAGAGACGAUCCGCCUUCUCCUCCACCUCAGCCCCCACCUAGUCCAGCGCACUGGAACCGUCUCGUCUCGCUCGAAUUCCUUGCUCCACUAGAGAUCUGA